GUUCAUACGUGACGCUACUGCUGCAUAUAGAGAAACGAUGGAAAAGAACUAAAGUUCGGCACCGCCUGUUGACAGAUUGAGUGUCAAGUAAUCUUCCUAGUUAUUAAAACGCGAGUGAUUAGAGUUAAUCCAGAUAAAAAAGAAAGUCGACAAAAUCAAAAUGGCAUCUUACUCGGAGGAUCAGCUGGCGGAGUUUCAGGAAGCAUUUCAGCUCUUUGAUAGCCGUGGAGAUGGAAAAAUUCAUGUAGCUCAAAUUGGAGAUGCGUUACGUGCCCUUGGACAAAAUCCUACAGAAUCGGAUGUUAAGAAAUUUACUCAUCAGCAUAAACCAGAUGAACGAAUUAGCUUCGAAGUAUUCUUACCAAUUUAUCAAGCAAUCAGUAAAUCCCGUACAUCUGACACAGCCGAUGAUUUUAUUGAAGGACUACGUCAUUUUGAUAAAGAUGGAAAUGGUUAUAUAUCGUCUGCCGAAUUGAGACAUCUUCUAACAACGCUGGGUGAAAAACUAAGUGACGAAGAAGUCGAAACGUUACUAGCUGGCCACGAGGACUCGCAGGGUAACAUUAAUUAUGAAGACUUUGUCCGUCAAGUUAUGUGCGGAUAAAUAGUUACUUAAUUUUGUACGUGAUGUUAUUUGACAUUUCAUUUUUGAUAGUCUACUCUUGAGUCUACUCUCUAAACUUUUACUUCUGGAAACCUUCAUAUCAUAGCAUUAUGCAUAUAAAAGAAUUUCUCUUUAAAGGAAACCAAUGCAACCUACGUGUAUCACCUAUUUUGUUAUAUAUAUCACGGGGAGAGAACUAACCAUUUUGUAUAAGAUUAAACAUUAGUUAACUAAAUGGUAGAGAUAAAUGAAGAUCUAGCGCAUCGUGCCUUGACCUACACUCCAAUUUAACGAGCAUUUAGUGAUAUCUGUAUUGAGAGGAAUAUGAACUAACUGUAGAUUGUGUAAACAAACGCAUUAUAUGCAUUUGAAAUUUUCUUCACAAUUUCAUAAAAAGAAAAAAAAUAAAUUAUAUUAAGUUUAUCAUGAGAUAAUUCCUCCGACUCUCUGAGCCCUGGAUUAACGCAAACUAAAUGAAUAAAAUUUUUGAACUUGCAUUUAUUAGCUUGCUAUAAAAAUCCAAUACGCCAUUAUAUAGUUACAA
Molecule: messenger RNA, 1148 nt
Organism: Polistes canadensis
Lineage: Eukaryota; Metazoa; Arthropoda; Insecta; Hymenoptera; Vespidae
Gene: Mlc-c
Product: myosin-2 essential light chain
Exons: 4
Coding region: 161-604 (147 amino acids)
Cellular component (GO): myosin II complex
Molecular function (GO): myosin heavy chain binding; calcium ion binding
Source: RefSeq, a predicted model, not a curated record